Molecule: messenger RNA, 2482 nt
Organism: Clarias gariepinus (North African catfish)
Lineage: Eukaryota; Metazoa; Chordata; Actinopteri; Siluriformes; Clariidae
Exons: 6
Coding region: 263-2482 (739 amino acids)
Source: RefSeq, a predicted model, not a curated record
CACUCACAAUUCACCUCUCGUUCCGUUGCUCGAGCUCCCGGAUUUGUCAUCAAUACCGGUGAGGCCGAGCCAAUCUCUCCCGUGCAUCAUUUCACACACUGCAAUAACAUUAACUCUGGACAAUCAUACACGCACUCACACACCCGCAUACAUCUCACACUUUGUUUAUAUUUGUAUAUAUUUUGUAUAUAUUGGUUUUUGGUGCACCUUGUUUGUUUGUUUGUUUGUUUGUUGGUUUAAUACACGUUGGUUUGGUUUAUAUAUGGUUAUUGUGUCGCGUCUUUACUUGUCCUGUCUUGAUUGCGCAAUACCGGAAGUGCAGUUUAAAAACCCGUAUUUUGAUUCUCGACCCCGUAGCAAAGUAACUAGUGGUUUAAUUAAAUCCAAGUGUUACAUAGUGGUGGCCCGUACGUACGGGGAAUCGGUAUUUUCGGGUAUUUUCCGGUUUUGUGCGUCUUGGCAGAACAAAAUGGAUGCUAACAUUGCUAAUGCUAAUGCUAGUGGUGCCGUGCAGGCCGACCUUGCUGUAGCUAAUAAUGUGCUGGAGGAUGUAGAUGAUGCAUUUGUUACACGCCGUAACCCUACAGCUGAAAUAACCUCAUUGAUUAGUUCACUAUAUAUAUCUGACAGACAUGAUGAUGAUGAUGAUGAUGAUGAUGUUGGGUCUGAUAUUAAUGUUGUGCAUACAUUGCAAACUGAACUGAAUCAAUGCAAGGAGGAUAUGGGGGCGCUUACUGACAAAGUGAACACGUUGGAGCAGGAUUUUAGACAAUCCGUAAACAGCAGUUUGAACAGGGAAACCAGUUUUCGGGACGCAGUGGACGCUAGCUUAGAAGGGCUGGAGCGCUACUGCCAAGAGGCCCUGGAGAAACUGGAAAGAGCUGUCACUGACUGUUUUCUGAGACGUGACGUAAUCUGGGAAAACCAGAUGAAAAAACUACGGCUCACAAGUACGCCCACCAUCCAAAGGUUAAAGGCCUACACCCCUGCAUCUCCCCAAUCUCCUGUUCUACAUUCUCCCAGCACGGCGAUCACAGCAUCUACGGCAAAGCUUACCUCCUCAGUUUCACCCUCUUCUUCUUCCUUUUAUGGCCGACCACCCAUCCGCCUGGAGUUUCCAGCCUUUGGCGACGCUUCAGAGACAGCGGAUGUUCUUAACUUCAUCGAACAGUGUGAAAACUAUCUGGAGAUCAGACCACUGCCCAGCCCAGAACUGUUAGGAACCCUCAGCACGGUGCUACGAGGACCUGCUCUGAGCUGGUGGAAGGCAGAGAAAGGCAAGGUGAAGGACUGGAAGUCUUUUAAACAGGCAUUUAUGGCGGCUUUCUUACCGGAUGACUAUCUCACAGAAGUGGAAGAAAACUUAAGGUCUCUGAAGUUUGUGAUGGCUGAUGGGAAAACACACCAGGCGCAAACCCAGAGAAGGCUGAGUUACAACUGGCACACGAUCGAAUGUGAGCUGGACACUUACGUCAUGAGCAACUCUCACCUGGCUUUCCCGCUGAUCGUGGGGCUGGACUUCUUAAAAGCCACAGGAGCGACCUUGGACGUCGCACGCGGGGAGUAUGGGCUGAAAACAGAGGAGGGAGUCACUUAUCAUCCCUUCAUAAUGUCCCAACCCCACUCUGCGCCAUCUAAGCCUGCUCAAAGGAGCCACUCUCAUCUCCCGGCUACAGCUAACCUGUAUUUAGCCUUACCGGUGACUCCUGAUGAUCUCCUAUGCGCGGAGGAAAACACAAAAACUAAAGAGCCUGUGUUUAGCUCUAUGUCUGUCCUUAGCUCUUUGCCUGUCUUUAGCUCUAUAGGGCCUCAGUGCAGGCUCCGUCACGUCAGAGGGCCUCAGUGGAGGAUCCAUCACGUCGCAGAGCCUCAGUGGAGGCUCCGUCUCAUCGGAGAGCCUCAGUGGGAGUCCCAGUAUUCUCAGAGCCUCAGUGCAGGCCCCCGUUUCCACAGAGAGCUCCUCAGUGGAAGCCCCGGCUUGGAGGACGACCCAGUGCUGCAUCGGUCGACCGGAUUAAAGGACGACCCAGUGCUUACUCUGCUGCCCGGCCUACAAGAACGAUCCAGUGUUGCCUCCGCCACCCAGCUGCAAGUGCAGGCUGCUGCUGCCUCCGUCGCCUGGCUUCGGCGAGGGCCUCAGUGCAGGCUCCGUCACGUCAGAGGGCCUCAGUGGAGGAUCCAUCACGUCGCAGAGCCUCAGUGGAGGCUCCGUCUCAUCGGAGAGCCUCAGUGGGAGUCCCAGUAUUCUCAGAGCCUCAGUGCAGGCCCCCGUUUCCACAGAGAGCUCCUCAGUGGAAGCCCCGGCUUGGAGGACGACCCAGUGCUGCAUCGGUCGACCGGAUUAAAGGACGACCCAGUGCUUACUCUGCUGCCCGGCCUACAAGAACGAUCCAGUGUUGCCUCCGCCACCCAGCUGCAAGUGCAGGCUGCUGCUGCCUCCGUCGCCUGGCUUCGGCGGCAAUCAAGUCUUGUAUGGAUAUAG